UGUGCUCAGGUUACUUCCUCAAAUAGAGCGAAGAUAACAAUAUCUAGCUAGUGCAAUAACUAGCUAGUGCUAGUUGUGAAGACUCACCAAUACCGGAGGCAGGGGGCCGGCUGGGAGCAAGUCAAAGGCUCACUCGGCCUCGCGGUGCCCAGCUGGGGAAUCUGACCUUCGCGGAGCCGAGAACCGAGAGGGAGCCGUCCGACUGUCGCCGGCGGAAUAGUCCCAGCCUGUUCGCUCUCUUUCCAGUUGCUUGCCGUCGCGAUUGAUUUUAAGUUGACACAAGGACCGGGUCGGUGCGAUCUGGACUCUCGACCCAAGCCUCGGAGGAAACCGAAACCUCCGGGCUCAGCUAACAGCGGCUGAGAGCGCACGCUCGCUCGCUCGCCCCGGGCGCGCCCAGCCCGCGCGCCGCCCGCGCCCGCCCCCGGGAUUCUAGUAAGUUUCGAUUCUCCCCAGAGCGGAGUCCCGCGCCGCCGCGGCCAGGCCAGCGCAGGGAGCCAUGGCUGACCCGGGGGUGUGCUGCUUCAUCACCAAAAUCCUGUGCACCCACGGGGGCCGUAUGGCCCUGGAGGACCUGCUGCAAAAGGUGCAGCUCCCCGAGGCGCAGCUCUGCGAGGUGCUGACAACCGCCGGGCCCGACCGCUUCGUGCUGUUGGAGACCGGCGGCAAGGCGGGGGUCACCCGGUCCGUGGUGGCCACCACUCGAGUCCGGGUCUGCCGUCGCAAGUACUGCGACAGACAGUGCGGCAACCUGCACCUCUGCAAGCUCAACCUGUUGGGCCGGUGCCACUAUUCGCAGUCGGAGCGGAAUUUAUGCAAAUAUUCUCACGAGGUUCUCUCAGACGAGAACUUCAGAGUCCUGAACAAUCAUGAGCUCUCUGGACUGAACAAAGAGGAAUUAGCCGUGCUCCUUGUCCAAAGUGACCCCUUUUUUUUGCCAGAGAUAUGCAAAAAUUAUAAGGGAGAGGGUGGAAGGCAGAUUUGUAACCAGCAGCCACCGUGUGAAAGGCUCCAUGUCUGUGAACACUUUACCCGAGGGAACUGCAGUUAUUCCAACUGCUUCCGGUCCCACAACCUGAUGGACAGAAAGGUCCUGGCCGUCAUGAGGGAACACGGGCUCAGUUCAAGCGUCGUCCAGAAUAUCCAGGACAUCUGCAACAGCAGACACCGCCGAAAGAAACCCUCCGGGGCUAGAGCUCCUUCCUCCCAUCAUAGAGACAGAGGGAGAAGCAAGAGCAGGGAGCGAUUAUGCCAGGACAGUGUCGAAUUUCUUCCACCUGCUUCGGCUGCUGCUCGGGUGUCCCGCACACCCAGUCCAGACCCUGCCGGCCGCCAGUCCUCCCCAGACGAUGGCCUUGUCGAGCAUCUUGCCACCAAGUUCAAGGGCUUGGGAAGCCAUGAUUGCCCUCAGCCUUCCUCUGUCUCGUCUGCGGCCACCAGCCAGGGAGGAACAGGUCCAGUGGGAGGAAGCCAGAGUUUUUUAGAGAAUGGCAGCCCAGAGUCUCUUUUGUUGGUGAAUUGCGGAGGUUCUAUUUUCAGUUUGGCUUCAACCCCAGCUCCCAACUGGAAGGGCCCCACCUCCUGGCAGAACAACAAGGACCCCAGUAGAGAGAGUUCGUUUUCUCCUAAUCAAGCCGUCACCUUCUCUCCUCUCGGUUCUCCCCAAACGCCCCAAGCCACGACCACCAGCAAGAGCCCGACUCUCUUUUCCUCGGACUUCGUGAACCUCGAGGGCAGAAGUGGGAAUCAAGAUGGCCAGCCUUUCCAGCUUUUUCAUAAUAACGUUGAUGCAAUGGCCACAGAUGUCGCUUCCAGGAAAUCUUUAAGCUACAAAAGCGCAGCUAGCAGACAGAGAGAAAAGUCAUUACCUAGAAGCCCGGACGCGGGCACUGCUCACAGUCAUCUCCAGCCGGCUGGCAAAGUGGCAGAAGAUGCAGCUGCGGCGGCCUUUGGUAACGGUUCUGCACCUGACGCCAGGAGUACUGCAUCUUCCAUGAUGGAUGACCACGGCUCAAAUGAAAUUUGUCUUGACCAUCUGGAUAAGGGUUGUCAGCUUGAGACCUGCAGCAAAGUUCACUUCCACCUGCCCUACCGGUGGCAGAUGCUCAGUGCGAACACCUGGAUGGACCUCUCGCUCAUGGAGAAUGUCGAGGAGGCCUUUUGUGACCCCAAAGUCUCCGUCCUUUCUAUUGGAAAUUAUAAACUCAAUUUCCAGGAGAUGACUUGUGAUUAUAAUCCCAUCCGACGCCUCUCCACGCCUUCAUCUGUCACGAAGCCGCCCGGUACUGUCUUCACCACGAAAUGGGUUUGGUACUGGAAGAGCGGACCUGACACAUGGGUUCGAUAUGGGGAGAAGAAAGACAAUCAAAUUUCAAACAUUGACUCUGCGUACCUGGAGUCUUUCUUUCUAUCCUGUCCGAGGGGAAUCGUGCCAUUUCAAGCAGGCUCACAAAACUUCGAGCUGAGUUUCCCAGGAAUGAUUCAGACAAACAUAGCUUCCAAGGUGCAAAAGGAUGUCGUCAGAAGGCCGACCUUUGUGUCCCACUGGGAUGUGAAGCAGAUGAAACGGGGAAUGGGCCCUCCCCAGGUGCAGCCACAAUUAGAGCCUCCAGCCCCGACAUUCCUUCCUCAGUGGGACACACACUUCUCAGCCUCGAGUGGCUACAAGUUGCUCGAGAUCCAUAACGACACUCCGGAAUAUGUCAAAGUAAGUGAGCUCUUUAAAGAGUCCAUGAAAAACUUCAAGAUCGACAAGAUAAAGAAGAUCCAGAACACGAAGCUCUUGAAUGCUUUUGAAAGGAAGAAGCACGAGGUGAAAGUUGAAACAAUCCUCUUUUGUGUAAAGAGACGCGCCGACGUGGAGUCUAUCUGUGCGAAUAACUUUGACUCACAUGGAACGCAUGACACCAAAUAUGGAAAAGGAAUUUACUUCACAAAAGAUGCCAUCAGUUCUCAUAAAAGUUGCCCGUAUGAUUCCAAAAACGUGGCCAUGUUCGUAGUCCGAGUCCUCGUCGGAAAUUUUAUUGAAGGACGUCCGUAUUUCACGAGCCCUCCUCUGGGAUUCAACAGCUGUGUGGACACAAGGUUGAAUCCCUCCGUUUUUGUCAUCUUUCAAAAAGAUCAGAUUUACCCAGAAUAUCUGAUCGAAUAUACCGAAACAGACAAACCCUGCGUGAUCAGUUAGACAUGAUGGGCAGAGCAUCACGGAGACCGUAACCCUUCUGUCCACUUACAGAGCCAGAUCGCCCCCAAUCAUGGUUUCAACUUUUACAUUUUCUCGACUGAAUGCCUUAGAGGAGGGAUUCCCAAACUUGGCCGCACAUUUAAAUCAUCUGGGAUGCUCUAAAAAUUUCCAGGGUCCGGACGGCACCCCAUUCCUGCUACAUCACCUUUUCUGGGGGUGGGAGGCUGGGAGAAGAUUGAAAUGUGUCAUCAAGUUUGGGAAUCACUGCCUGAGAUGGAACGGGUAGAGACUGAUUUCUAAUACUCCUGUAAUUGCAACAACCUUUCUCUCCCAACUGCUCCUUUAAUUUACCGCCUGGCAGGGUUUUGUUUUGGUUGAAUCGAAAGAAAAUUAAUUUGAGAAAUUUGAGAGAAAGUUAAACAGGCCUACUGAGAUCAUGACAUAAGACAGUACAGCCUUGGAUGGAAGACUGAAAAGUUGGGGGGAAGUACUUAGAAAUAUACGGGGCGGGCGGGACGGGGAAUGUAAGGAUAAUUUAAAUGUUAGUACAGACAUAACUGCAGUACUGUACCUUAUCUUUGUGAUGAAACUGACUUGGGAGCAUGCAUUUCUUUAUCUCUACGUUUAUUUAGGACGCUCCAGAGGUUGACGCUGGAAUGCAAUAGAAAUUGCCGCUCUGGGUGGCUCAGAGGGAAGCAACCAACUGGAGUUAACUGCCCGUUGGGGCUCUUUAUAUAACUAUAGCAAAAUAGACAGAUUCUAAUUAAUUUGAUUACAGAGAAGACUUCUUUUCAGGUCAGACUUUCAUGAAGUGUUGGGGGGGGGGGGUGGAGACCGAGUUGCAGUAACCAGAUUCACACAAACAUACCUGAUAAAUCCGAGUGCUGUUGUAGUUGUUCGCUGUAGCUUUGGAGGCUCACCAAGAAACUUAGGAGCAGGGUCAUCCGACAGAAGGAUGAGCCCCCUAAGGGGUGAGCACAGAAUUAGCACGAAGAGAACAUGCCCCGUACAAGCCUUGCACCUGUGAGGGGCUUCUUUUUCUAAAUAUAACGGAUUGUGUGGGAUUGUAGCACAGUCAGUUUUUAGAGCAGUUGAGGUGCCUGGACCAAGAGUUUCUUUCUUAUUAUGAAUCAUGUUUUUCCUUCCAGUUUUCCUUUUCAACAUUCCAUACCCAAAAUUUCCUGUUGUAGUUCCUCCAACAGACAUGUCAUCAAAGUCAAUCAGGGAGUUCCUGCUGUGGCGCAGUGGGUUCAUGAUGGGCCUUGUUUCCGUGGAGGCACCGGUUUGAUUCCUAGCCCAGUGGGUGAACGAUCCAGCAUUGCUGCCGCCGUGGCACACAUAAGUCACAGACGCCCCUUGGAUUUGAUCUCUGGCUCGGAAACUUCCCGAUGCCAUAGGUGCAGCUGAAAAUGGAAAAAAAAAUUAAGUAGCAUUCAUUAGAGUUGAUUGUACAUUAAGUUUUAGAUUAGUGGAAAGAUCUCUACAACUCCUUGGCCUUAAAGGGCUCCAAGAGUAGCAAAUAUAUAGGCAUUUUUAGGGUAGGGUCAUUUUUCUAAGAGGCUUGCCACAGAGCGUCUCAUUCACUUAUUUUCUUCCUGGUAGCUUCUGUUUUGGAGUUUUCACUUCCUGAUCUCCACCCUCACCUUGUAGAGAUGCGAUGUCUCUUCUUGACGGCCCAUUGGACAUCUUUAACUGGAUAUUUCACACGUAUCUCUAAUUCAGUGUGUCCAGAAUGGAGCGCUCCAUCUGCCUCCUUCAAACCCAUCAGUUCUUCCCCAGAAAAACAUCUGCUCGAGCAGAGGUCAUCCCCAACGCCUCUCUCUCCCUCCCCCCGCACCUCUGAGCCGUUCCCAUGUCCCAUUUUCCUUCCUAAACCCCUCUUUGUCUCCUAUUCAGGGGUCUUAGCAAGAAUGAAUUUUCUUUUUACUUCAUAAUAGCCUUUCAAAACACACAUCUGAUCAUGCCUUUUUUUUUUUAAUUUUUUAUUUUUAUUUUUUUUGUCUUUUUAGGGCCACACCUGUGGCAUAUGGAGAUUCCCAGGCUAGGGGUCGAAUUGGGGCUGUAGCUGCCGGCCUACGCCACAGCCACAGCCAUGCCAGAUCCAAGCCGUGUCUGCGAUCUACACCACAGCUCACGGCAACGCCAGAUCCUUAACCCACUGACCGAAGUCACAGAUGGAACCCACCCCCUCGUGGUUCCUAGUGGGAUUCGUUUCCACUGCGCCACGACGGGAAUGCCUGAUGAAGUCUUUAGAAUAAAGUUCACGGUCAUCACCAUGGCCCCACAUGCUCCCUUCUUUCCCCAUCCCCUCAUUUAUUUUCUGUCCAAUCACUCUGGCUUUCUUCCUUUCAACUCUUUGGCGCCCCUGUUCACCUCGCUCAGUGGUUCUCAACCAGCACUCCUGCCUUCUUUUUUUUCAAACGACAGAUACUUCGUAACAUCCGCUUCAUUAUCCUCAAAAUGCCACUCAGUGGUAAGAUACUCUACCUGCACACAAUUUUGGAAGUAAAUUUAAAAUCAAAUAAAAUUAAUAUCAACACAAAAGGGAAUGAAAAGUCCAUAACUUGGGCAGGACUCUACCAGAGAACCUCACUAAGUCGUCAGAAUAAAGCAUAAAUCUACUCAUACAGAAUAAAUCUGAACUUAGAAGAAGGUAGGAGAUCAGACGCUGUUUUGUAUAAAGAAGUAUGGGGAGAUGAAAAAGCAGGGGUGCGAGAGGACAUUAGAAGAAAAACUAGUGACACAACCAGUCAUUUGCAUGGCAUAAUGCUUAUUUCUGUAGGAGAAAGAACAAAGCAACCUUAACUGAAAUGAGGAUACUGUACAAGAAAAUCUACAGAUUGUCGAGAUGGAGAAAAUAGUAUAGUUUUGCAGACGAGCUGUAGGUCAUACAUGAAUGUCUGGUGAGACAUUCAAACUUCGUAUAGGGUGCAGAGCAAUUCCUUAUCUUGAGGAGAUGUCCAGUGUAUUGCGAGAUACUCAGCAUCCUUGGCGCUCACACACUAAAUGCGCCCGCCUCCCCCCCCCCAUCAUGGUGGCAACCACAACCCUGUCAGAUCUAUUCACCUUUUUCCGAGCAGGUAUUUUGUAACAUCUCCUUGGCUGUGCUGAGAUGAUUCAUCAAUAUUACAAUCUUUAUGAAUUUCUUAGGAAAUCAAUUUAGUGUCCUAUUAUAAUGGAGAAACAGAAGAAAAGAAAUUUGUAAUAAACUAAGUAUCAACAUGUAAAUGCUCUGGCAUAACUACGCUAUAUGACAUCAUGAAAUAGACAUUUAUUCCUAGUUAUAGUGAAUAGGUUUGGAUUUAAGAGUCGGUCAGAGGCUACUGCCUAUAACAAAGUACAGGAAAAGGAAAGAGUAGAGUUAGAAUGACACCAGAAUGAAAAUUAGUCUUGGAGUAAGAAAUCUUACCUGUAUGUAGUAAGGGCAAGAGCGAAGUUACCUUGAUUGAAAGAAGAAUAAAAGGACAGAUUAGAGAUUGUCUAAGAGGAAAAAGUGAAUUACAUUCUCACAGGCGAGCUGUAGGUCCUACAUAAGUGUCCAUUAGGACAUUAGAAAGUCGUAUAAGGUACAGGAUAACUCUUCGUUGUGUGGGACUAACCCAUACACUGCAGGACAUCUGUUAUCCUGGCAGCACCCACUCAAUGCCCGUAAAAGUCCGCAAUUAUGAAAACAACAACCCACCAAUUUCCAAAAUAGAAGGGAGAGGACCACUGCCUUAGUUAAGCCCUAGCAUCUUUAGAUUAGCUUGUUACCUCCCUAAGGAGUCCUUCUAUAGAUAACUUUGGAUGCUUGCCUCCCAGAUCCCCAGUUUUAAAAAUACUUUGCGACUCGCUUUGUUUGUUUUUAGCAUCUAUCCAACUCGGUGUUGUCUGUUUUCCUCAUUAGAAUGUGAGUUCCCUAAGAGUCAGCCUGUCUUGUUCACUGUGCCACCCCCGAUAGCCAGCUGAGUGCUUGAUACGCUGAUACAUUGGAUGAAUGUUGUUCAAUAAAGCUCAACUUUCUAUAAUUCAGUAGUGGAAUUGUAUUCUUGUUCUAAUGCAAGUUCAAUGUGUGAUUACCUAAUAAAAGAAAAUAAGUAUUAA
This is a messenger RNA of Phacochoerus africanus (Common warthog), 7267 nucleotides long. RefSeq names its product zinc finger CCCH-type containing, antiviral 1 (gene ZC3HAV1). NCBI's taxonomy places the organism in Eukaryota, Metazoa, Chordata, Mammalia, Artiodactyla, Suidae. The record is from RefSeq and is a predicted model, not a curated record. The transcript is spliced from 14 exons. Bases 500 to 3184 code for a protein of 894 amino acids. Gene Ontology annotation, molecular function: metal ion binding; NAD+ poly-ADP-ribosyltransferase activity.